Messenger RNA from Scutellospora calospora, 522 nucleotides. NCBI's taxonomy places the organism in Eukaryota, Fungi, Glomeromycota, Glomeromycetes, Diversisporales, Gigasporaceae. The record is from the annotation of a GenBank genome assembly.
AUGAUCAAGGCCACUGAUAUCAAUUAUCUAAGAACUUCGUCUAUCAAUAUUGGCAGGUUUAAAAGUUCUCACUCUACAAUAUCAGAUGCACCAUCAAUAAUCGAUAUUAUUAAUGAUGAUAUUGAUUCUACUAUAACAAAAGCACCCCAAGAUCAGUAUAGUUCAUUUAAAAAAUCCAUAGAUCCUGUUAAUGCCAAUGUUGAAGCUGCCCUAUCCUAUAAUAAUAAAGAAUAUCAUACUAUUGAUGCCAACAUUAAAGCUAGUCCAUCCAAUAAUAAUAAAAAAUACGAUACUACUAUUAAAGAUUAUCUAAGUGAUGAGAAGCAAUCUGAUCAUGAGAAUGUUAACAAAAGUGAUAAUGAAAAUGCUACAGAUUUAUCUUAUCAUCUUACUAAUAGUUUAAACAUCCCUUUACGUAUUAUAGAUAUGAAUAGUGAGUUUGAAAAACUUAAUCAAUACCAUAUUGCAUGGCCUCAGCCUACCAGAAAAGAAAUAGCUAAAAAAGCAUUAGCUGAAUUUUGA